AAAGGAAAGAAAAGAAUAAUAAUAUAAAAAUAAAUCCCGCGAAAUUUCUCCAUCUCUCUCAGUCGCUCUCUCUCUCUCUCUCUGAAAUGCCGACGAUUCCGUUGGGUAUUUCUCCUCCUUCUUACAGUGCUCUAACUAAUCAUCUGAAACCCUACUCAUCUCUCCAUUUCAGCGACUUCACUUUUCCAUCGAGGAUUAGGGUUUCUCGUUCCCCUCCUACUUCUACUCCUCUCGCCGAUCCCUCUGCAUCCAAAUCAGGAGCUUGCAGAGCCAGUCAGGCAGUUGAAUUCUUUCCAUCUGUUCGCCCUGAGGUUGUCGUCCGAGAGGCACGGUUAGAGGAUUGCUGGGAAGUGGCUGAGACUCACUGUAGCUCAUUCUUCCCAAACUAUUCUUUUCCUCUAGAUUUGGCACUGAGGAUUAACCGGUUGGUGGGAUUGUUGUCAGGAUUCUCUGUACCAAAUGGUUGCAUGAGGACAUGUCUUGUUGCUGUUAUCAGCAACUCUUUCAAUGAUAACUUUUUCUUUGGAAGUGAAGACUUCAAAAUUGGAGGUUUUGAAGGGAAAUUCAGCUUCAACAAGGGGUCUGUUGCUGGAAUAUUGACGAUAGAUACAGUGGCUGAUUUCCUUCCAAGAAAAGGUCCACUUCGACAAAGAAGGACAGGAAUAGCAUACAUAUCAAACGUUGCAGUUCGGCAGAGGGACAGGCGCAAAGGGAUUGCCAAAAGACUUGUUGCCAAGGCAGAGGCCGUGGCAAGGAACUGGGGUUGCCGGGCCAUUGCGUUGCACUGCGAUGCGAGCAACCCAGCAGCUAUGCAACUGUACGUAGGCCAAGGCUUCAGAUGCAUCAAGGUUCCUGACCGUGCAAACUGGCCUCAGCCGAAAACCUCCGCAGGUAUGGAGUUUAACUUCAUGAUGAAGCUCCUAACCAGCACCACUGCUGCUGCCAUUUGAUUCACCCCACAUCGAAAGAAGGUUGUGGGUUUAUGUUAGCAAGCGUGCAUUCUUUCCAUGUCUGUUCCAUGUGUUUGAAUAUGUAUAGAUUGCACAAAUGGGUGUGGAUAGCAGAAGCAUAUAGUGACGUGUACAAUGGAUGGACAAUAUUUAAUGGCCUUUACACUGGGUAAAAUGGUAUAUAAGUAGAAAAAUGUAUAGUUGAUACCAUUAGAUUUUGCA
Messenger RNA from Magnolia sinica, 1172 nucleotides. Its product is annotated as GCN5-related N-acetyltransferase 4, chloroplastic. The transcript has 3 exons. Lineage: Eukaryota; Viridiplantae; Streptophyta; Magnoliopsida; Magnoliales; Magnoliaceae. Gene Ontology annotation, molecular function: N-acetyltransferase activity. The coding region runs from base 87 to 950 and encodes 287 amino acids. The record is from RefSeq and is a predicted model, not a curated record. Gene Ontology annotation, biological process: N-terminal protein amino acid acetylation. Gene Ontology annotation, cellular component: chloroplast.